AUGGCUGAGGCUAGAUUUUCAGAUAUUGAUAAUCAAUUUGCUGGAGGCUUAGAUUUUUAAAAAAUAGCCAAAUUGGAUAAGCUAUUAUCAAAGGUGGACCAUGAUUUCAAAUAAAAAUAAUCUAAGGAUCUGACAAAACCAAAAUUAAUGGAAUUAAUGAAAACCAUGCAUGAAAUUUAUUAGAUCGUUCUAUAUGAGAUUAGUGAGAUGUUAGAAGUUGCACACUUUAGUGAAUUGAGAUAAACUUUGAAUAAAAUUUAUAAUGGGUAGAAUUUGAUUGUUCAUUAUAUAUUAAAAAUAAAUACUAAUUUCGAAGUACAGCCAGAUAAAAUGCUUGAAAGUUUGUAGAAAAAUAUGAUGUAGACAAGAAGGAAAUCAGUUGAUUAUCCUGAAGAACGAGAAACAAAUAAAAUGGCUCAUUCAAUAGUGUAACUGUAACCUGUAGUUAAGAAGAUGGUUAAGAAAGUGUUUGAAGAAAAAGGGACUGACACAGGAGAAGAUAUGAAAAAUGCCAGGAAUCAAGAUCAUCUUAUGAAAAAGUAAAAGGAAUUAAUGGAUAUUUAAGAUGAUUUAGAUGAGGAAAGUUAGAAGAUAUCGGAAUUCUUAAAAAACAGAAAACUUGAUUUAAUGGCUGUUGGAGAAUCUAAAGCAUAAGCCAAUUUGAAGGAAGUCUUGAAGGACUUAGGGAAGAAAAAAAGAAUUACCAAUGAAAUUGAUGAUGAGGCUGCAGAAAUUGAGGAGUAACAACAAAAAGAGAGAGAAUAGAUAUUUAAUUUAGAAAACACUCUUAUGGAUAGUAUUAGAGGAGUCUAAAAAUAAGCUUAGGAGAAAGCAAUAUAGGAUAUCAAAGCAGGUAGAGCAUUGAUGAAGAAUGGAUAAUUAGUUUACAUGGAAGGAGUGGCAAGUUAGACUGAUAAAAUGAAGAUUGAAAUUGAAUUCUAAGAAAAGAUGUAGUAACAUAGAAAAGAAGGGGCAGAGAGAGAAUCUAAGAUCCUAUAAUUAGAGAGAAGAGUAAAAGAUUUAGGUAUUGAAAAGGAAGCAUAUAUUCAAUAAUUGAGCAAUAUUAACAAUUAAUUAACGAAAGCAAAUUUGGAAAGUAGGAAGUUAUAAGAAUAAUUGAAAUCAAAAGAAAAGGCUAGUAGUGAAUAAUAAGCUGUUAUUAAUAAAACAGAUUCAGAAAAAAUAAGAAAAUUAGUUGAGGAUAAUAUAAAGAUGAAGUUCAGAAUAAAGAAUCUUAUAGACAGCGUGGCAGGUUUAGAGAAGGAGUAUAAUAGAAGUUUAGAAAGAUUUAGAUUAUUUAUAUAGAAUUCUAAUAUAAGUGAAGAUCAAAAGAAACUGAUUUUGAAUUCAUUGGACAAUCUAUUGAGGAUUGAUUUUAAUGAGAAAUUAAAUUUAUAAGAGAUGAAAGAAUUAAUGGUAGUGGAUGAUUUAUUGAAAGAUCCUUUAUUUAAAUAGAUCUGUGGAUCUGAUAUUUCUGCUAUAACCAGAUAAGUAAAAAAGGAUGAAUUAACAAGAAAAUAGAAAUUGGCAAAAGUGCCAUUUUAUGAUCCUUUGUUUGAUCCUGAAUUUCUGAAUCCUGGAGAAAAAAUAAUCACGAGAAAAGUCAUGAAACUUGUCAAAAGGUAAAAUAGUCAAGGAGAAUGGGUAGAGGAAGAGACAGAGGUAGAAGAGGAGGUUGUUGUCAAUGCAUAAGGUGAAGAAUUAAGAGCUCGAGAUAAACCAGUUAUGGUUUAAUAAUCAAAAUAAACUUAAUAAUUUUUAGAGUAAUUUGGUGGAUUUGCUGUUGGAGGAGCAAAGAUAAAGAUACCAGCAAAGCCUAUUACUAAGGAUGGUCGUUAAGUACAAUUAAAUGAAUGGUUUGAAGAUAGUUCUGGUAAAAAGGUGAGGAAGGUUUAAGCCAAAGAUGGAGAAGAGACCUAUGAAGUACAAGAAGAGUAUAUAGAUGAGAAUGGAAAAAAAUAAAUAAGGAUUAAAUAAAUGAAAGUUAAGAAAGAUAAGAAUGGAAAUGAUUAUAUUGAAGAAGAGUUUGUUGAUGAAAAGGGUAGAAAACAAAAAGUGGCUAAAAGAGUUACUAAAGACAAAGAUGGUAAUGAGAUUAUUGAAGAAAUCACAAUUGACGAAUAGGGGAAUAAAACCAUCAAAAAGUAAAAAGUUUAUAAGGAUAAGGAUGGUAAUGAGGUUGUAGAAGAGGAAUUAAUUGAUCAGUUUGGUAAUGCAACAACAGUCAAAAGAAAGAUAGUGAAAGAUGCAAAUGGAAAUUAAGUUAUUAUAGAAGAAAAAACUGAUGCAAAUGGAAAUAAAUCUAUUGCUACUAUCAAAAAGAAUUAAUUUGGAUAAGAUAUCAUUCAAGAAUAAAUUAUAGAUAAAAGUGGAAAAAUAUAGCAAGUGGAGAAAAAAAUGGUUGUGGAAAAUGGAAUUGCUAUUACAGAAGAAGUUACGUUAGAUGAGCACGGCAAUAAAAUUAUCAAAAGAACUAAAAUUAAGAAAGAUGAAAAUGGAAAUGAUAUUAUCGAAGAAGAAACCAUAAAUGCUGAUGGAUCUAUAACUAUCAAAACAUCUAAAAAAAAAUAGAAUGCUGAUGGUACAUUCACUAUAGAAACAGAAAUUAUGGAUUAAAAUGGGAAGGUCACAAUUGUUAAGCAACGUUAAUAUAAAGAUAAAAAUGGAAAUAUCAUUACUGAAGAAGAAUCUGUUGAUCCAUAAACAGGUGCAAAGAUUAUAACUAAAACUUUGAAGGAUUAAAAUGGAAAGGAAAUUGUCUAAAAGCAAAUAGUUGGGGCUGAUGGAAAAAUUAUUAAUACAUAAAAACAAGUCUAAAUUGAUAAGGAUGGCCAUCCUAUUGAAGUUGAAAUUGUAAGAGGGGAAAAUGGGUAACAACAAACUGUAUAAAGGAAGGUCUAGAAGGAUAGGAAUGGAAAUGAAAUCAUAGAAGAAAUUAUAACAGAUGAAUAAGGAAAUAAAAGAUUAAUUAAGACCAGAGUUAUCAAGGAUAGAGAUGGAAAUAAUAUUAUUGAAGAAGUAACUACUAAUGCCGAUGGAAGUAAGAUGACAGUUAAAAAAAAGUAAUAUAAAGAUAAAGAUGGACUUGAGAUUACAGAAAUAGAAACUAUUGAUGCUGAUGGAAACAAGGUUGUUAUUAGAACUAAAAAAGGAUUAAAUGGAGAAUAAAUCAUAGAGGAAACUAGAAUUGGAAAGGAUGGUAAGGUUGAAAAAACAAUAAAGAAAUUUAAUAAAGAUAAGAAUGGUAAUAUUAUUGUGGAAGAAACUUAAAUAUCUUCAAAUGGAACUAAAACUGUUAAAUUAAUUAAAUUAGGUACGGAAGAUAGAGAAAUUUAGACUGAAGGAAUCUUUGAUUUUAGUGAUAAGUCACAGUCAUUAUUAGAUUAGAUUUUAGAGUAAUUGGGUAGUAUGGGUUUAGAAAGAAGUAAACAAGAAUAAAUAAAAAAUUGGGUUAUGCUUAAAUAACAACUAUAAGUUAAAAGGACAACAAAAUAGCAAUAGCAAUUAUAAUAACAGGAUUCAGAUGAGGAAGUCUUAAAACCUAGACCUUCAUCUGCUUAAUCUAGUAAAUCCUUAGAUUCUUUAGAUGAAGAUUAAGCUGAAGAAGAUUAAUCAGAUAAACUUUAUCAAAGGUUAGUGCAGUCUAAAAAUGGGUAAAUGGGGGAAGUUCUGAGAUAAAUUAGAAAUUAAUUAGGAAAACAAGUCGUAAUAGGAAAUGAGUAAAUAUCUGUUGAAGAAUUCAGAGAGUACAUGAAAAAAAUGAGAUAAAUUCAUGCUCGAUGUGGUGAUAAUUGUCCACAUUUAAGAAGGUUUUAUCAAAAGAUCGGUUUUGCAACAAGAAAAUAUAAGAGGAGAUUCUUAAAAAUGAACCUAACCAAAAUAGAUGCGAAAACUAAACUUCCUUAGCUUUAGAACUUAAGUACAAUAAAGUGA
Molecule: messenger RNA, 3933 nt
Organism: Paramecium tetraurelia
Lineage: Eukaryota; Ciliophora; Oligohymenophorea; Peniculida; Parameciidae
Exons: 4
Source: RefSeq, a predicted model, not a curated record